Rubroshorea leprosula is the source of this 1838-nucleotide messenger RNA. NCBI's taxonomy places the organism in Eukaryota, Viridiplantae, Streptophyta, Magnoliopsida, Malvales, Dipterocarpaceae. The record is from the annotation of a GenBank genome assembly.
ACUCCGUAUUGUAGUAUUCUCAGAGGGAGGAAUUAGAAACAAAGUACACUCUCUUCGCUACAGCAUCAGUAUCAGCCUGCACUCUGUCGGUCCGAAGCCUGCAUAUAUAUUGGCACCUCAAAGCCAACAUAUCCUCGCACACACCUCCUUUCAUUCUGAGCAUCGAUCCUCCUUGGAAGCCCCGCCUCCAAAUCCAACAAAGGGAAAAUGAGAGAGAUCCUUCAUGUUCAAGGUGGACAGUGCGGUAACCAGAUUGGUUCCAAGUUUUGGGAGGUUGUGUGCGAUGAGCAUGGCAUAGAUCCAACAGGAAGGUACACUGGUAACUCAGAUCUGCAGUUGGAGCGGGUCAAUGUCUACUACAAUGAGGCUUCUUGUGGGAGGUUUGUUCCUCGUGCAGUGCUCAUGGAUUUGGAGCCUGGCACUAUGGACAGUGUUAGGACUGGUCCUUAUGGGCAGAUCUUCAGGCCUGAUAACUUUGUCUUUGGACAGUCUGGUGCUGGAAAUAACUGGGCUAAGGGUCACUACACUGAAGGAGCAGAGCUCAUUGAUGCAGUUCUUGAUGUUGUGAGGAAGGAAGCUGAGAACUGUGAUUGCCUGCAAGGUUUCCAGGUUUGCCACUCAUUGGGUGGAGGAACUGGCUCUGGGAUGGGUACCUUGCUCAUAUCUAAAAUUAGAGAGGAGUACCCUGACAGGAUGAUGCUGACAUUCUCUGUCUUCCCCUCACCCAAGGUGUCAGAUACUGUUGUGGAGCCAUACAAUGCCACACUUUCUGUUCAUCAGCUUGUUGAGAAUGCUGAUGAGUGCAUGGUGCUUGAUAAUGAGGCUUUAUACGAUAUCUGCUUCAGGACUCUUAAGCUGACCACUCCAAGCUUUGGCGAUUUGAACCACUUGAUCUCUGCAACUAUGAGUGGAGUUACUUGCUGUCUGAGGUUCCCUGGUCAACUCAACUCUGAUCUCCGGAAGCUUGCUGUUAACUUGAUUCCAUUCCCUCGUCUCCACUUUUUCAUGGUAGGGUUUGCUCCUCUGACCUCCCGUGGAUCCCAGCAGUACCGUGCCCUGACAGUCCCAGAACUGACCCAGCAAAUGUGGGAUGCAAAGAAUAUGAUGUGUGCUGCAGACCCAAGGCAUGGUCGUUACCUCACUGCUUCAGCCAUGUUCAGGGGCAAGAUGAGCACCAAGGAAGUGGAUGAGCAAAUGAUCAAUGUCCAAAACAAGAACUCUUCCUACUUUGUGGAGUGGAUUCCAAACAAUGUCAAAUCCAGUGUCUGUGACAUUCCACCAAAAGGGCUCUCAAUGGCAUCCACUUUUGUUGGGAACUCAACCUCCAUCCAGGAAAUGUUUAGGAGAGUGAGUGAACAAUUCACUGCCAUGUUUAGGAGAAAAGCGUUCUUGCACUGGUAUACCGGUGAGGGUAUGGAUGAAAUGGAGUUCACAGAAGCUGAGAGCAACAUGAAUGAUCUCGUGUCAGAGUAUCAGCAAUACCAGGAUGCUACUGCUGAUGAGGAAGGUGAGUACGAGGACGAGGAAGAGGAAGGGAUGGAGCACGUGUGAAGAGAGUAAGAUGAAACACAAAGUUACUAUGUUAUGAUGCUUGCAUAUUUUAAUAUUUCCACCUGGUAUGUGAGUGAAGAACCCUUCUCUAUGAAAAAUGGUAAGAUGCGGAGAGAGAUUAUAGGAGUGGGAAUGUUUAGGUAUGUGUUUGAAAAUAUCUGUUUGAUUUGGUCCUUGUUUACAUCUUUUGCAGACCGUAUCUCAUAUUUGGAUUCAUGGUAAUGUGCUCUGAUAUAUGUGUUUGUUGUACAUCUUGUCUGUUGCUAGUAUUUGUCCAGUUUUUUCCG